AUGUCGAAUCUCAUCAACAAGGCCAAGGAUGCUCUUUCUGGCCACAAAGGACAUGAUACGACUGCAACCAGUACCUCUUCAACAUACGGCACCACAGGAGCUGGCGCUCAUGAUUCUGUUACUAUCAACCGCAUGGAUCCCACCGUUGACAGUCGAACGGGGACGUCUACCGGCGCCGCUGGGCCACAUACGUCCAAUCUUGCCAACAAGUUCGACCCCCGUGUAGACUCGGACAGGGAUCAUCGUGCAAACCCGAACAGCAAUGUUGGAGGAUAUGGUAGCUCAGGAUAUGGACCGACCACUACCACCACAGCCGGUCCUCAUUCGUCCAACCUUGCCAACAAACUUGAUCCUCGAAUCGACAGCGAUGCUCAUCACCGCGCAAAUCCACACAGCACCGUCGGAGGACAUGGCAGCUCAGGAUAUGGGACUUCAGGAUAUGGGACAACAUCAACCACAACUGCUGGUCCUCAUUCUUCCAACUUCGCAAACAAGCUUGAUCCUCUAGUGGACAGCGAUGCAGACCACCGCAACAAUCCCGCUAGCCGGGUUGGCGGCUAUGGGGAGGCUCAAGGGACCUAUGGUGGUGCUGGCGUGACCUCGACUGACCCAGGAUAUGGUACGACUGCACGGCCAGGAGGAGUAACGGGCAUCACUGGCGCUGUCGGUCAAGGAACAACAACCGGUACACACGGUAGCACCGUGCAUAACAGCAAGCUCCUCAACGAGCUGGAUCCCAGAGUCAAGACGAGUGAUGGAUAUUGA
Molecule: messenger RNA, 765 nt
Organism: Cladophialophora immunda
Lineage: Eukaryota; Fungi; Ascomycota; Eurotiomycetes; Chaetothyriales; Herpotrichiellaceae
Exons: 1
Coding region: 1-765 (254 amino acids)
Source: RefSeq, a predicted model, not a curated record